AUGAUUAGAAGAAUUUUUGAUUUCCACUGUAUUAUUCAAUCAAGAUAUUUUCGUGUAUUUUCAGUUCGUAAAACCAGUCGUAAAUACGGGUUUAAAGAAGUAUCAGAGGAUGAUUCUGAUUGGACGCUAUAUUGGACAGAUUAUUCCGUAGCGUUAGAACGGGUGAUGGAUAUGAAAAGAUAUCAGAAAAUCAACCAUUUUCCGGGAAUGAGUGAAAUCUGUCGUAAAGAUUUAUUAUCUAGAAAUUUAAAUAGAAUGUAUAAACUCUAUCCUAAAGAAUACAAUGUCUUCCCUAAAACAUGGUGCCUUCCAGCAGAUCAUGGAGAUUUCCAAUCGUAUACUCGUCAGAAGAAAAAUAAAACCUAUAUAUUAAAACCUGAGUCAGGGUGUCAAGGAAAGGGUAUUUGGGUCACUAAAAACCCUAAAGAAAUUAAAACUCACGAACAUCAGAUUUGUCAGGUUUAUCUCAAUAAGCCGUUUUUAAUUGAUGGUUUUAAGUUUGAUCUACGUCUGUAUGUGGUGGUAACUUCGUGUGAUCCAUUACGAAUAUUUCUAUUUAAAGAUGGCCUGGCUCGAUUUGCUACCAAUAAAUAUGCUGAACCAACUAACAAUAAUUCAGACAAUGUUUAUAUGCAUUUAACAAACUACGCCAUCAAUAAACAUAGUUCAGAUUUUAUUAAAGAUGAUGAUGAGGCUGGUAGUAAACGGAGAAUAACAACGAUAAUGAAAUAUUUAAAAGACAAAGGACAUGAUGUGGAGAAACUGUGGGAAGAUAUUGAUGAUGUUAUUAUAAAAACUAUGAUAUCGGCACACUCUGUUUUAAAACAUAACUAUCGAACUUGUUUCCCCAAUCACGUUAAAGGUAGCGCUUGUUUUGAAAUCUUGGGAUUUGAUAUUUUACUAGAUCGAAAGUUACGUCCAUUAGUUUUAGAGGUGAAUCAUUCGCCUAGUUUUGGUACAGAUGCUCAGAUAGAUAAAGAUAUCAAGGGUACACUAGUCUGGGAUACGUUAAAUAUCGUUAAUUUCGGAGCGUGUGAUCGGAGAAAAUGUAUCGAGGAAGAAAAGAAACGAAUCAAAGAUAGACUGAUGGGAAAAUAUAAUAAAAAAGAAUCCAAAGAAGAGCUAGAAGCUGUACAAGCCCAGUAUUUAUUACAACAAGAAAGAUACGAGGUCAACCACUGUGGAAAUUUACGCAGAAUUUAUCCCAAACUAGGCUGCGAGAAGUAUGAUAAAUACUUUCAGAGUAGUGGAACUUUAUUUCAGGAAACAGCAGCAUUUAAAGCCAGGUCGGAAAUAGCUAGACAACAGCGUGAAGAUAUUUUACGUAAGAAAGAGAAACAGGAAUCCAUGUUAAAAGGGAAGAAGAAAGAUGGUUUACGACCGGAAAGUCCCAACUUGCGGAAACGGAAAACCUUACGUAGAACUAUCAUGCCCUCUAGAAAAUUUUAUAAUGGAAGACCUAAUGGAGAUGUAAGCUUAGUUCAUUAUUUAUUGGACACGAAACAUCCAAUGGAUAUAUUAGAAGAAGAGGAAUUAGAGAGGAUUAGUGGAUUAUUGCAGAGAGAUAAUCUGGUCAGGGGAUUAGGUAGGUCUCAGGAUUAUCUUAUUAGCUAA
Lottia gigantea (owl limpet) is the source of this 1614-nucleotide messenger RNA. RefSeq lists its product as hypothetical. Lineage: Eukaryota; Metazoa; Mollusca; Gastropoda; Lottiidae. Gene Ontology annotation, cellular component: cilium. Bases 1 to 1614 code for a protein of 537 amino acids. The record is from RefSeq and is a predicted model, not a curated record. Gene Ontology annotation, molecular function: tubulin binding; tubulin-glutamic acid ligase activity. Gene Ontology annotation, biological process: microtubule cytoskeleton organization; protein polyglutamylation. The transcript has 10 exons.